Clonostachys byssicola is the source of this 3273-nucleotide messenger RNA. Lineage: Eukaryota; Fungi; Ascomycota; Sordariomycetes; Hypocreales; Bionectriaceae. The record is from the annotation of a GenBank genome assembly.
AUGCCUGAAUUUCUCAAGACUGGAUCUUCUCCGAAAACCAACGGAGACGCCCAAACUUUGGAUGUGCCGGCCAUCGUCAAAGGCGUGAUUGAUGACAUCCGUGCUCGAGGUGAUGAAGCUGUUCGCUCAUACUCCGAGAAGUUUGAUAAGUGGUCGCCAGCCUCCUUUCGGCUGUCGAAGUCUCAAAUCGACGAGAUUAUUUCCACAGUGCCUGAGCAAAUUAUAGCCGACAUCAAGACGGCUCAGCAUAAUGUACGCACAUUUGCGGAAGCGCAGAGAGGCACCAUUACGGACCUGGAAAUUGAGAUCAGCCCUGGAGUGCAUCUCGGCCACAAAAACAUCCCCAUUGACUGUGUCGGCGCGUACAUUCCAGGUGGAAGAUAUCCCCUACUUGCAUCCGCUCACAUGACAAUCCUCACUGCCAAGGUCGCCGGUGUGCCCAAAGUUGUCGCUUGCACGCCCCCAAUUAAUGGACAAAUUCCAUCCUCAACGGUAGCAGCGAUGCAUCACGCCGGCGCUGAUGAAAUUUGGAUUCUCGGCGGGGUUCAAGCCAUCGCGGCAAUGGCUCUUGGAACCGAGACGAUGCCCAAGGCCAACUUCAUAGCCGGCCCUGGAAACGCGUUUGUCGCCGAGGCAAAACGUCAGUUGUUUGGAGACAUUGGAAUAGAUCUCCCCGCCGGCCCGACAGAGGUUCUUAUUGUUGCUGACCAUAAAGCUGAUCCAACUACCGUUGCCGUCGACCUUCUUUCUCAAGCAGAGCAUGGUCCUGAUUCCCCAGCUGUUCUUAUCACGACUUCAAGGGAGGUUGGCGAGGCCUCUAUCAGAGAGGUAGAUCGCCUUCUUAAAAUACUCCCAACAGCACCCAUAGCUUCUGUUUCAUGGGACAGAUUUGGCGAGGUUGUUCUUGUUGAGACGUUGGAUGAAGCGUAUAAACUAGCAGAUGAUUAUACCUUCGAACACGUUCAGAUUCUGACCGAGAACCCCCGCGAAGCUUUGAAGAAAAUGUCCAACUACGGGGCUUUAUUCCUCGGCGAGAAGACCUGCGUGUCAUACGGAGACAAGGUCAUCGGCACCAACCACGUGCUUCCCACUAAGAAGGCAGGUCGUUUCACAGGAGGCUUAUGGGUCGGGAAGUUCCUUAAGACGGUUACCUAUCAGGAGGUUACUUCAGCAUCCCAAAGUGGUGAACUGGGUAGGCUCUGUGGACGUGCUUCCCGCGCCGAGAAUUUUGAAGGUCAUGCUCGCUCGGGUGACCUUAGAGCGCAUCUAUAUCUCGGCGAUGAUGUAGAGUACGGUGCUCUCUCCGAGAUAGCCGAGGGCCGUGUCAACGAUGCAGGAAGCGCAAUAUUGAAUGUGUUUGGAAACGGUCUUCAACACAGCUUGACACGAGUAGCGAGGAACUCCAAGGAUCUCCACUACCUACAGAUGCUCCAUGCCGCUGUCAACAAAAUCCUUGCCAGUAAUAGACAACUGCCACUUGAUCCAUUGAGCAGCAUCUCCACAGGUGCAGGGCUUCCCCCUCCAGAGUCUCAGGAUCUGCAACAACACCAAGAUGAGCCUCAGAAUAUGGAACCCACCGCCCAGGGUGAAGACACUGGCAUUAGAGAUUCUAUCGAACCUCUCAACCAGGUUCCUAUAAAAUCACUAUAUGAAGUCACACAAUUAGGAUCUCUACGCCCGAGACAACUAUCACCACCAGGUUCAGCGAACGGCACCCCUGGCUCUACCCGCUUGCUUUCAGACAUAGUUUCGCAGGGCAAAUUGGACUGGAAUGAUGCGCUCCGAUUGACUAUGAGGUUUCUCAACAAGACGGACUAUUAUCUUUACGGCAUACUGCAUGGAUUCGAUAGCAUUGAGAGUAUUCGCCAUGCCUCGCCUUUAUUAUUUACGGCCAUUUGCACCGUCUCAGCUCUACAUGAACCUCAUGGCGAGGCCCUGUUCAAGAUCUGUAGCCUUGAGCUGCGCACUCUAAUUUCUAGCUUUGUCUUUGCACCGAAAGCGACAGUGCAUGAUUUUCAGGGUUUGUGUAUCGCGUCGUUUUGGUUGAGCGACAUAUCCUGGUCCGUGUCUGGGCUUGCCAUCCGCCGCGCCAUUGAGUUCCAGCUCGAACACUCUUUCGAAAUUGUGGUCGGGGACAAGCAAAUGCAGCGGAGAUCGGGCACUAAGUUUCAGUUCACUAGUGAUGAGGAUGCACUGUCCUGCCUCCGCGUGUGGUAUCUCUUUUUUGUUUGUGAUCACCAUAUGUCAAUUCUUUAUGGGAGACCUUCCAGCUUCGGCGUCCAGGCAUCUGUCAACAACUGGGAGCGGUUCUUCAAAACGAUGCCCCAAAGUAUCACCGACACACGCAUCUCGAGCCAAAUCGAAUUGGUGCUGAUACUGGAGAAAGUUACUCAGCUUUUGGGACCGGAUAUUCAUGCUCGGACCCCUUUGAUCUUCAAAGCUCAACUCGAAUUGUUCGGUCAGCAGCUUGAUCAAUGGGUUUCAAGCUGGACUAUCCGUUAUGAACAACACCAGAGAAUAGGAGAAUAUCCUCGCAAGUCUCUCACAAUUCAUUAUCUCUUCGCCAAAUUAUUUCUUACUUCCCACGUCUUUCGAGGGCUGUCGUCCGAUCCAAAUAAAGACCCAAUUCCCCAAGAAUUUUACGAUAUGGCCCAGGAUGCAGUGAGGAGUGCACGGUCAAUUAUUGACCUUGUUACCGGAGAUGAGACCAUGAAGGCUGCAUUUGUCGGCAUGCCUCACUACUAUCACACGUUUGUUGCAUAUUCCUGCUCGUUCCUACUCAAGCUCCAUACCGAAUACCAUCAACACCUCGGCCUUGAACGCCAGGACAUCCUUUCCGCGAUCUCUCGAGUCAUUGAGCUUUGCCAGCGUACUCCCUGUGCUUCCUAUCAUCUUGUUCGCUGGAUGGGAGCCGGGCUACAAAAGUUAUCAAAGAACUAUGAGGCGGCUUUAGCAAAGGGGGCUAUGCGUCAGCAAGAACCUGAGUUAGCUAAUGAGGAUCGAAUGAAUCAGAUUCAACCUUUUGAUAGCGAGAUUGGGGGUGAUUUCAGGACAUUAGAGGAUAAUGAAGCCCGAUGGGAUAUGUCAAGAGACACUGAAGGCUUGUUCUCCGAAAUAUGCCAAGAUGUGAUUCCUAGUACAUCUCACAUUGGAAACAAUCUAUAUCCUACGGACGGCAGCGUGGCUCAAGCUGAUAAUGGGCAGUUCGAUCAAUAUUGGGGCUUUGUUUCACCUACUUUUGGGUCGGAAUAUCUUGGAUUUGGGCUACUAUAG